Molecule: messenger RNA, 6179 nt
Organism: Drosophila suzukii
Lineage: Eukaryota; Metazoa; Arthropoda; Insecta; Diptera; Drosophilidae
Gene: tutl
Product: immunoglobulin superfamily member turtle
Biological process (GO): cell-cell adhesion
Molecular function (GO): protein binding
Source: RefSeq, a predicted model, not a curated record
GCAAUUGGUGUGGCGGCGACGCACAGCUGUGAGCUUCAGUUUCCGUUUUCCGAUUCGACCUGUGAUUUUAGCCCCCAAAAAAGGGAAAAACAGUAGAAGGAUGCUUAUAAAGCCGCUCCUCGUCAAGUGACAAUUAUAUAAUCCCCACGGUAAAGUCAACGGUUUCAAAGUCCUUCGUCAAAACGCAUACGCCCAGUGUACUCGAAGUCGAAAGUGUCAUAAAGUAUGCGAUUAUCCUGUAAACAAAGUGUAAAACGCGCCCAAUAAACGCCGAAAAAGAAAGGCAAACAACAAACAACUCCCGGAUUUUACGACUUGAGCAAUCAAUUCCGCUGGUCACCCGGGGAUUUGAGGACUCUCUCCAGGACUUGGAUUUCCCCCCGGAACAGAACUAUAGAAUCGGAUCUGGGCACGUCGUAUAAUGAUUGCGCAAGUGAGAUGACGCCACUGCCGGUGAGAAGGAUACGUUAGGGCGGCGUCGAACUAUGGGAACAGAGGCAUGGGCGUGUGCGCGGACCUUGGGUCUCAUCGAUGGUGUCGGGCAUUGAGCACCACCCAGCACAACAGCACCCAGCAAUCGAAGGAGCAGGAUCAGCAGCUGGAUCAGCAGUCCCUGGAGAUCCCUUCCAGGAGUCCAACGACGAUUCCCGCUACUAAAACGCUGACGGCAUCGCCGGCGAAGACGGCAGCUUUCACAGUGAAAACGACGAGGAGAAGACGAAGCCGGCGAAGGGCAGAAGGCAGCUCCAUCUGGAUUCCCCUCUGGAAAGGUCAAGGGUCAACGCCUACGAUACAGGUGCUCCAGCUGGUAUUGGUCUCGUUGCUGGCCCUUCUAGCGAAAAAUGCCCAGGCGCACAACAUUCCAGAAGACGCCGUGCACAUCACGGCCAUCCUCGGCGAGGGCGUCAUCUUCAACUGCCAUGUGGAGUUCCCCAACGACCACCCCGUGCCAUAUGUCCUGCAGUGGGACAAGAAGGUGAGCGAAACGGGCUCCGAUCUGCCCAUCUACAUCUGGUAUGAGAGCUAUCCGGAGCACAUCGAGGAGGGCUACAAGGGACGCGUGUCCCGCGUGUCGCAGGACUCGCCCUUCGGCUCCGCCUCGCUCAACCUGACCAACAUCCGCGAAUCGGACCAGGGAUGGUACGAGUGCAAGGUCGUCUUCCUCAACCGGGACCCCAAGCAGCAUAAGAACGGUACAUGGUUCCACUUAGACGUACAUGCACCGCCGCGCUUUAGUGUUACGCCAGAGGAUAUUAUAUACGUUAAUUUAGGUGAUUCAAUUAUACUCAAUUGCCAGGCAGAUGGCACGCCCACGCCGGAAAUACUCUGGUACAAGGAUGCCAAUCCCGUCGAUCCCUCGCCCACGGUGGGCAUCUUCAACGACGGCACCGAGCUGCGGAUCUCCACCAUUCGGCACGAGGACAUCGGAGAGUACACUUGCAUUGCACGCAAUGGUGAGGGACAAGUCUCCCAUACGGCCCGUGUUAUAAUCGCGGGCGGCGCUGUAAUCAUGGAUAAGGCGGCGCCCGACAAACACACCCGCACCAAGUCCAAGUCGAAUGCCGUCAAUGAGAGGCUGACCAUACGUGUGCCCCCGACCAACCAAACGAAGAACGAGGGCGAAAAAGUGAUAUUCUCCUGCGAGGCUAAGGCCAUGCCCGGGAAUGUCACGGUGCGCUGGUACCGCGAGGGAUCCCCCGUGCGGGAGGUGGCCUCCCUGGAGACCCGGGUCACCAUCCGCAAGGACGGCUCGCUCAUCAUCAACCCCAUCAAGCCGGACGACUCGGGCCAGUACCUCUGCGAGGUGACCAACGGCAUCGGCGAUCCGCAGAGCGCCUCCGCCUACCUCAGCGUCGAAUAUCCCGCCAAGGUCACCUUCACGCCCACGGUGCAGUACCUGCCGUUCCGGCUGGCCGGCGUGGUCCAGUGCUACAUCAAGUCGAGCCCCCAGCUGCAGUACGUCACCUGGACGAAGGACAAGCGCCUGCUGGAGCCCUACCAGAUGAAGGACAUCGUGGUGAUGGCCAAUGGAUCGCUGCUGUUCACGCGGGUGAAUGAGGAGCACCAGGGCCAGUACUCCUGCACGCCGUACAAUGCGUUGGGAACGGCUGGUGCCUCCGGGAUCAUGGACGUGCUGGUCAGGAAGCCACCCGCCUUCACGGUGGAGCCGGAGACGCUCUACCAGCGGAAGGUGGGCGACAGCGUGGAGAUGCACUGCGACGCCCUGGAGGCGGAGGGCACCGAGAGACCCACCAUCAAGUGGCAGCGCCAGGAGGGCGAGCAGCUGGCGGAGUCGCAGCGCAACCGCAUCAAGAUCUCGGGGGGCAACAUCACCAUAGAGAACCUGCGGCGGGAGGACUUCGGCUACUACCAGUGUGUGGUGUCCAACGAGGUGGCCACCCUGAUGGCCGUGACCCAGUUGGUGAUCGAGGGCACCCAGCCCCAUGCCCCCUACAACAUCACCGGCAAGGCCACCGAGUCCUCGAUAACGCUGCAAUGGCUGCCGGGAUAUAGCGGGGGAUCGGAGUACAAGCAGGACUACACCAUCUGGUUCCGGGAGGCGGGGGUCAACGACUGGCAGACCAUCUCCGUAACGCCCUCGGGCAGCACACAGGUGACCAUCAACGGUCUGGCCUCCGGAACCACCUACGAGUUCCAGGUGGUGGGCAGGAAUGUCCUCGGCGACGGGAUGAUGAGCAAAGUGAUGACCGUGCGCACCCUGGAAGACGCUCCGGCAGCGCCACGUAAUGUCAAGGCUGCAACACAACCGCCCGACUCAUUCUUUCAGCUAAUGCCAGACGAAGCUGGUCCCAAGCCAGGACCCCCGAGGAACGUUUCCGUGACGGAGGUGUCGAACGGGUUCCUCAUCACGUGGCAGUCGCCGCUGGAGCGGGCCCACAUCGUCAAGUUCUACACCAUCAAGUACCGGACGGACGCCCAGUGGAAGACCCUCAACCGGGGACAAAUCCGGCCGGAGGAGACCCAGUAUCUGGUGAAGAACCUGGUGGGCGGCAGGACCUACUACUUCCGGGUGCUGGCCAACUCGGAGAAGUCCUACGAGUCCAGCGACGAGGUGAAGUUCCCUGUGCCGGCACGUGUCAAGCACAAGGCGAUUACCGCCGGCGUCGUUGGGGGCAUCCUGUUUUUUAUUGUUGCGAUCAUUUUAUCGGUUUGUGCCGUAAAAAUUUGCAAUAAACGUAAACGACGAAAACAGGAAAAAGAGUUCAACAUGGUAGCUUGCAGGAUAACGGACGCUCGUAACAUUGCCGCCAAUAAUCAUCAUUUGCACAAUCGCAGUACGGGCUCAAUUUCCUCUGGUCAAGUGCCUUUAAAAAAGUACAAACAAACCCGAAUAUCAAGUCUAACCGCCAUUCUCAUUGCCAUCCUCCACUGGAUCUGGCCACCUGAUCGCUGCACCAACUGCCACUCCAUCUACAGUUCUCCGAACCUCGAGGAUGGCGAUGAGGAGGGCGGAGGAGGAAGGAGGCGUUCCGUAAGCCGCAUCCAACGAAGCCUCGACGGACGCUUUGUGCUGGAUGUGGAGGGGGUCUCGAAACUGGGAUACUCGCAACAGACCCUGGAAUCGGCAAAUGUGGAUGUGGUGGACGGUGGCGGUGGGCUCUUCGAGCGGCGCAACAGCAACGUCUCCCAGAAAUCCUCCAGCGAUGAUGGGGGAUUCCUGUCGCGGCGGAACUUCAUCACGGCUCGGGCUUCCUGGCGACGUCCCCUGGUGGCCUCCUCCAGUCAGCUGAGUCUCCAGUCGGCGGCGGAUUCGGCCCGGGGCUUCCUCCAGGGCCUGCUGAAGAUCGGGGGCAAGCAGGCUUCGGUUCCUAAUCCGCAGUCCUACUUCGAUGAGGCGGUGAGUGGAGCCCGCUAUCAGAAUGUCCUGCGUCCCUACACGAGCAGCAAUAAUUUGUAUGGAAAUGCGGAUAGAAGUAGGCCUCUGCACAUUAACACGAUCAGUGGCAGUCUCAGCCAGCAGCAGCAGCAGCAGCUCUAUACCCCCUCGAGGAUCUCCAGGAUAUUCUCCAGUUCGCCCCAGCAAUUGCAGCCCCAUCAUCAGCAACUCUUGCUCACCAGCGGUGGUAGUGGAGCCUAUCCCACGCAUUUCAGCGACCUGAGCACCGUGUAUCCCCCGAAUUCCGCUGAGCGAUCUUCCCAUAACCUAAGCAGUAGAUAUAGGUACUACUCCCAGGAGCUGCCCUCGUUGAGAACCAUUCAGGAGGAGACCCGCCGGCAGCAGCAGCAGAAACAACAUCCCCUGGAGGAUCACUUUGUGCCGCUCCAGCUGCCAUCGCCUCCCUCGUGGAGGAGUUACUACCAAUCGCAAGCCAGCUAUCGCCCAAGGACCCGCUGGUAUCCACGUCAUCACUCCAGGCUCUUCAGCAGCCGCCAGCAGCAGCACGAAAUGCUUUCACCUCUGCCCCAACUGAAUCUCAACCUGCGCAACUCCAUGAAUCCCGGGGGCUUGGAGGCCUCCCCAGAAUCCCGCUCCAGUUCGAGUGGGUUUGGUUCGAAGAACACCUCAAACCACCCGGGGAGCACCAGUGAAUGGAGGUUACUACCGCCCUAUAGAGCACCUCCGUCGCCACCCAAGCAUUCGGGUUACUUUGGAGGUCAGCAGGCCCAGGGACAGACGCCGCACGGUUCCUACUCGUAUCCCCGGGCCACCACGCCGCCCUAUACGAUGGCCCACUGGCUGGAGAUGAUCUCAAGACUGAACGCGGCCACGGAUAGUAACCUCCCGAAGGCCCCCUGUCCCGUGGACGUGGGCAGUGUGGAUGGGCACUACGAGUUCGAUCCGGCCACGCCCACACCCAGUGCAUCCAGCAUGCUGCGCGAAGAUCUCAACCUGCACAUAGAUACGCAUCCCUAUCACCACCACACACUGGGUCCCCUGAGCGGGAGUCUGCUGCACAGCCAUGCCCCCUACAGUGGGGGACUGGGCGGAGGACUGGGAGGCAGCAGGAAGCCACGAUCUCUACCGAUUCACCUGCCCCGCUACGACAACGUGGAGGUCAGACUGCAGGCCAUGAGGGAGGAGUUCUAUGCCUACCGCAAACGCCAAGCGAUGCAGCAAAUGGAGAGCGUUUGCUGAGCCAAUGAAGCAUUUAAUUGAGCCCCAGCCACACCCACUUGCCAGCCCAAAACCACUCCCACAAAGAGCCAGAUUCACGGAUGAUAGAUAGACCGACAAAGUUGGACAGCAAUCAGACGCGAUAUGAUAUUGGAUCAGGCCCCCGCAAUUCAGAGAUGAACUUUAAAAGUUUGGCCCCCUGCAAACUCACACCCAGAAAAGCAAAAGCAAAGCAAAAACAAAACACUUAGAAGCCAGAAACAAUUAGUAGAUUUAAAAAGAGAUGAAAGCUGUGUACAUAUAUUCGGGGGAGGGCCCCCAGAAGUUUAAGUAUAAUAUUUAACAACUAUAGCAAUUAUAGCAACAUAUUAUUACAGAAAUCGAUAAACGUAAAAUUGACAUUUAACGCAAGUAAAUGAAGCAAACACAAAUUACAAUUACAAUUAACUAUUAUUUACGAGUGUAUUAGAUAUUGAUACUUAACGUAACACAGAUCGAGAUAUGUUAAACAUUGAGCAUUAAACAUUAAUUAACAAUCCACAAGCGUAAGCCUAAAUUAUGUUACCUUACAACUAAACUAAAUUAAUACGGAAUAUGCUAGCUGUUAAGCAUUUAGUUGUUAACAACUAGAGAGCAGAAGUGAAGAACGAAGAGGCGACGACUCAGAAUAAAAGCGCUAAAAGUAAUUAAAACCACAUAUAGAGAAAUUGUUUCAUAAUUAAAUUAUUUAACGACAAGAAACCUACAAAGCAAAAAACAAAAAAAGAAAUCGAAGUAAAAACCAAAACAGUUUAACGAAAAUUAAAUGAAAUAUAACUGCUGCAUAUAUGUUUACUGUUGACCUACACACGAUAAUUAACUCGAACAAAUAUUUAUUAACCCAAAAGAAAAAGCAAAACACAAAGAAUCAAUCGAAGAAAGGAAAGGAAACCCAAAGAGACUAUUCUUUCCGGUUAAGAUCAGAGCCCAGUGAGAAAGCUAGAAGAAGGACCCCAUAUGAUAGUUUCCCGGGUUCCCCAGGGCGAUGGUAUUUGGUCUUAGGUUAUAGGUCAGUUGUGUAAAGACAGCUCCCCGGAUGCAGCUUAGUUUAACGAGACGAGGC